CUGCUUCCGGAAGCUCAGCUCAAAAUGCUGAAGUGCUCUUGGAAGUCGCAGGUGCUGUGCUAGCUGGAGAGUGUUCUCGGGCCUGAGCCUCGAGGCCAGGCUCCCGGGUGGCGUUAAUGUUCGGGGCCGCCGGGCGCCAACCGAUCGGAGCUCCAGCCGCCGGGAACAGCUGGCAUUUCAGUCGAACCAUGGAAGAAUUGGUUCACGAUCUUGUCUCAGCAUUGGAGGAGAGCUCAGAGCAAGCUCGAGGUGGAUUUGCUGAAACGGGAGACCAUUCUCGAAGUCUGUCUUGCCCUCUGAAACGCCAGGCAAGGAAAAGGAGAGGGAGAAAACGAAGGUCAUAUAAUGUCCAUCACCCAUGGGAGACUGGUCACUGCUUAAGUGAAGGCUCUGAUUCUAGUUUAGAAGAACCAAGCAAGGACUAUAGAGAGAACCACAAUAAUAAUAAAAAAGAUCAUAGUGACUCUGAUGACCAAAUGUUAGUGGCAAAGCGCAGGCCGUCAUCAAACUUAAAUAAUAAUGUUCGAGGGAAAAGACCUCUAUGGCAUGAGUCUGAUUUUGCAGUGGACAACCUUGGCAACAGAACUCUGCGCAGGAGGAGAAAGGUAAAACGAAUGGCAGUAGAUCUCCCCCAGGACAUCUCUAACAAACGGACAAUGACCCAGCCCCCAGAAGGUUGUAGAGACCAGGACAUGGACAAUGAAAGAGCUUACCAAUAUCAAGAGUUCACCAAGAGCAAAGUCAAAAAAAGGAAAUUGAAAAUCGUUAGACAAGGACCAAAGAUCCAAGAUGAAGGAGUAGUUUUAGAAAGUGAGGAAAUAAGCCAGACCAAUAAGGACAAAAUGGAUUAUGAAGAGCAGAAGAUCUCAGAUGAACUCAUGAGUGAAAGUGAUUCCAGCAGUCUCAGCAGCACUGAUGCGGGUUUGUUUACCAAUGAUGAGGGACGACAAGGUGACGAUGAGCAGAGUGACUGGUUUUAUGAAAAGGAAUCCGGUGGAGCGUGUGGCAUCACUGGAGUCAUCCCCUGGUGGGAAAAGGAAGAUCCCACUGAGCUAGACAAAAAUUUACCAGAUCCUGUCUUUGAAAGUAUCUUAACUGGUUCCUUCCCCCUUAUGUCACAUCCGGGAAGAAGAGGUUUCCAAGCUCGACUCAGUCGCCUUCAUGGAAUGCCUUCUAAGAACAUUAAAAAAUCUGGAGGGACCCCAACUUCAAUGGCUGCACACUGGACCAGUGAGAUUCCCCUAUAAACCAAAUCUUCUAAUGCUAAUAAAUUAGUUACGUUUUGAACAUCUGGGGAAUGACAUUCGAGGGAACCUGGCUCCUGUCCUCUUCCCCUGGAGGAAUAUCAUUGAAGUGAGAGCCUCUUUGAUGAAAAGAUGGGGCUGGUUUUGCUGGAGGACUGGUAUUCUUCCUUUAGGCAGAAGUGAACCUGGUUGGGGGCGCUUUCUAGGGGUCUAGGUUGGCCCAGGGUAGGUAGAAACUACUGUAAAUUUUAUAUAUUUUUCCUCUUUUAUGAUUUUUUUUUACAUUGAAACCAUUUAUGUAUCACUUGCUUUGCCAAAAUGCUAACGAAAGCUGGAAAAUUAAGAACUUCCAGAUCUCACUUAAGUAUUCCUUCAUGUUGAUAUUGUGACUCACUAAGAACUAAUUUUUACAUAUCUGACUGUUGUAAAUAAAAAACGUGAUGCAUUGAUGAACAUUUAUGGUUCAAUUUUAGAGAAAUCUUAUAUAACCAGCGUUAUUUAAAAUAUUUGCAUUUUACUCAGGGUAUUUUAACAAGGGCUACGAUGAGUAGUAAAGGUUGAUAAUCUUUGCUAGAGUUUGUAUUUUGUUCAAGUUUGCCUUCUACUUGGAUAAUCUGCUCUGUAUUGCAAACCUAUUGUAUUUUAUAGUAUAGUUUUCAUUGUACUGCAAAAAUUACCCUAGUUUUGAACUAGCCACAAUGAUAACUAGUCUGUGCUAGUAGGAUCAUUGACUAUUACCUUUUAAAUUACCUGCUUUGUCUGAUACCUGAAACCAAGCAAAAGUAUCAUUUUGGUUUAGAGCUUUUUGAAAUCAUGUGAAAGCUGGCAUUUCAGCAAAUAUUGUAUGACUCUAAAUCAUAUUGUCAUGUUUAAAAGUGAGAGCUGCUUGCACAUCUUUAGAAUGGCAGACCAUGUGUGUCACUGUGAGUGUCAGAAAUACUUGCAUGGGCUCCUUUUCACCAAGCAGAGGGAAAAAUGUAACAUUUCUAUUGAGACACUGUGCUACAUUGAGGCCAUUUGAAUUCAAAAUGGUUAUAUUAAAAUGAUUGAUAUUUUUAUUAAGUUUCGAUACUUGAUGAAAACUGUGAUUAAUACAUGUAUUUUUCUAUUAUUGUAUGGAUUAAUUGUGAACUCAGCAUUUAAUGGCUAACUUAAAUAUGGUGAUCAGAAAAGAAACUCAAAGUUGACAUUUCCUUUACCUAAAGUUAUUAUAAUCUGAAAGAUUUCAGCAAAUGUACUAAUGAAGAAUGUAUGAUAUCUUUUAGAUUGCUUGUCUAAACUGGAGAGAUUAAUAAAGUGCAACUUUGAGUCUCUUUCCCUUUGCAUAUUUUAAGUGAUAUUUUACAGGUACAAUAAUAUGGUGUUUGGUGAUUGUAAGUAAGCUUUUUUGUGCUAUGUCCUUUGGAGUGAAAAUUCAUGAAUUUUUUCCUGCAUUACAUAAAUGCUUUUAUUUUAUUUUGUAUAAUGAUUGUCUUUUAGAUCUGAAUAAGUCCCUUUCAAACCUUGGCCCGUGAACUUUGCCUUACCAGUCGUGAAUCUAGAUGAAUGCUCUCCAGUUCUUGGUUCAGUUUUAGCUUUUUUUCUUUUUGGUUCACUGCCUGCUUGAGCAUAGCUGGGAUUUGUAGCCCAUUUUCUGGGCUUAUUGCAAUCUCACUGUGGUAUUUUAUAGAAGCUAUUACAACUGAUAGGCUAGCUUCAUGGUAUUGAUGAUACAUGGCUUAACCAUAGUAAGAGCUGCCUUCCCUCUCUAAAUUGUAAAAAGGUGAUUAAGUUUCACUUGAUGGAGAUAUACUGUGUAUGUGUGUUUAUCAUGGACCUAGUGCAUUAGGCCAUAAACUGUUCUCCUGGUCUACCUUUUUUUGUAUUCAAAAUUUUACUGAAGAUAAUGGGCUCCUUCAGGUUUUUUUCUUUCAAUCUUGAAUUGUCCUUGUUUGGAUUUUUAAGUACUGUAAUCUUUUUCUUUUCAAUAAAGUAUCUGACUUGGGCAAGAAAGGUAA
Molecule: messenger RNA, 3241 nt
Organism: Equus caballus (horse)
Lineage: Eukaryota; Metazoa; Chordata; Mammalia; Perissodactyla; Equidae
Gene: GPATCH2
Product: G-patch domain containing 2
Cellular component (GO): nucleus
Molecular function (GO): nucleic acid binding
Source: RefSeq, a predicted model, not a curated record